Molecule: messenger RNA, 2934 nt
Organism: Drosophila ficusphila
Lineage: Eukaryota; Metazoa; Arthropoda; Insecta; Diptera; Drosophilidae
Gene: Tmep
Product: transmembrane protein 184B
Biological process (GO): transport
Molecular function (GO): transporter activity
Source: RefSeq, a predicted model, not a curated record
GUAUGCUGAUUUCCGCGCUUAGCGCAGUUUGGUCACACACCGCCACAAAUCGUGCGUAAUUUUCAUUUAUUUUGUUCCGCUUUCCUUCGCUGUUUUCACACCCACGGUCCGCGAAAACACUUCAGAAAUUGUGCCCAAACAUUGGCAUACAUAUUGAGUGCAUUUGUGGUUAUAGUAAACCGAUUCAGUCCCUUAUUGAAGCCUCGAAAAAAGCGACGACGUCAGUGGUCGACGCGACUGGCGUCAGGUGAAAAACAGGGGAAAAACGAAAUAAUUGCGUUUAAAUAUUGAAAAUUGAAAAAGUGAGGCGAAAUUAAAAGCGAUUUGUGAAAACGCUCACAACGCAAAAGCGUGGAGAGUUGCAUUUGAAAAAGCAUGAGCACAACCGCCGCCAGUCUCAUCGAGGCGGCUCUAAAUGCCAGCGGCGGCAACGCCACAGCAACCACUUCGGGAUCGCUUGAGGCAACUGGGAAGCCCAACUACGUGGUGCAGGUGAAGAACGCUCCGAUGAGCACGCCGCUGGACCCGCUGCUCCAUGUGGGCGACGGCAUCUUCCUGCAGACAAAGACCGCCCAGGUUCUAGCCGGGGUGUGUGUCUGGGCCGCCCUCUUCAUCACCUGUCAACAGAUCUACCAGCACCUGCGCUGGUACACGAAUCCGCAGGAGCAGCGCUGGAUCGUGCGCAUCCUGUUCAUCGUGCCCAUCUAUGCCACCUACUCCUGGAUUAGUCUGCUCUUCUUCAACUCGGACAAUGUUUACAUAUACUUCUUUACCGUGCGCGAUUGCUACGAAGCCUUUGUCAUCUACAACUUCUUGUCGCUGUGCUACGAGUACCUGGGCGGCGAGGGCAACAUUAUGUCGGAGAUUCGCGGCAAGCCCAUUAAGACUUCGUGUCUGUAUGGCACCUGCUGCCUAAAGGGCAAGACCUACACGAUUGGCUUCCUGCGCUUCUGCAAGCAGGCCACUCUGCAGUUCUGCCUGGUCAAGCCAUUGGUGGCCUUCAUCAUAAUCUUUCUGCAGGCAUUUGGCCAUUACCACGAUGGUGAUUGGAGUGCUGACGGCGGUUACAUUUACAUCACGAUUAUCUACAACAUCUCCGUAUCGCUCGCGUUGUAUGGACUCUAUCUGUUCUACUUUGCCACGCGCGAUCUGCUGACUCCGUUCGAGCCCGUCCUGAAGUUCUGCACCAUCAAGUCGGUCAUCUUCUUGUCCUUCUGGCAGGGCGUGGGUCUGGCCAUCCUGGAGAAGGCCAACGUUAUCUCGCCCAUCGUGGACAGUGCUGGCACUGUCACCGUGGAACCCGGUACCGUGUCCGCCGGCUACCAGAACUUCUUCAUCUGCAUCGAAAUGCUGUUCGCCGCCAUCGCGCUGCGAUAUGCUUUCCCUUAUCAGGUCUAUGCUCGCAGCUGCAUUAGCGAUGGUCACGGACGAUCUGUCACCAUGCAGUCCAUUUCCAGCAGUCUUAAGGAAACGAUGAAUCCCAAGGAUAUUAUGACAGAUGCUAUACACAACUUCCAUCCGCAGUACCAGCAGUACACGCAGUACAGCUCAGGUGGCAAGAACUCGCGCGGCAUUCGCGUCUCCAGCUACGAUCCGGAUGAUCCCAGCUCGGGAGCAGGAAGUGGAGCCCUGCAGGCAUCGCAGCCCACCAGCGGGGGCUACAACGCGGUGGCCACUGGACCGGGGAGCAACGGAGGCAGCAACUGCAUGGCCUCGAAGACGCUGGGCAACCAGAGGAAGUUCCAGCCCGGCGGUCAGCGGGUGGCGACCAUCAGCCAGAACUACAACGAGAAGACCAUGCUGCUGAGCAGCGACGAUGAGUACCAGUAGAGUGGGUACCAGAAGACGGGGGUUCUUCCUCCCAUGGGGGCACCGAUUCCCCCACCUUAUUGUUACCAAAUUCAGUCCUUCGUUCGGAUCCCGAUUCGAUUGGCCUCGUUUCGUUUAUCCAGUCUGCUGAUUCUGUCGCUUGUACAAUAAUAUUAAGUAGCCGAGCAGCAUAGAGCAUCACAACCUAUUAGGCAAUUAAAGAUAAAGUAAUUAUAUAUACUGAAUAUUAGGGCUGGUCUGGCUGGAGGAUGUAAUCUACAUGUGUAAAUUGACAUUUCCGAAAAUGUAUUUAUUUAUUAUUCCAUGUUUUUAAGCCUUACGUUUAGCAAACUACUUGCUGUUCUCUUAUAAUUAUUAGGAAAUCCAAAACAGAUAACAAUAUCUGUAGAUUACACCUUCCACCCGAAAACGAUUUACCCUAUCGUAUAUCGUAUAUCCCCAUAUAUAUGGUAUGACUUAAUCUACGCAAAGAUCUUUUGUAAUUUUACACCGCAUAUGUAACUUGAUUCGCUUCGAUUCCAUUUCUCUUGUGUAAAUUUGUCAAACAAUUUAAUUGUAAAGCGAACCAAAAACUGAAAAGAAAUCAAAAAUAGCUAAAACCGAACUGCAACUGCACUUCUUGCGUCUCACGAACCGUCUACUACAGGAUGCUUCUACAAUAAACCGCGGAAAUCGAAGGGAAAAUCUACACAAAUAUAUUUAUAAGCCAAGGCUAAUUUUUAAAGCAAACUUAGAGCGAAUUUGUUAGGUGAAUGAAUGAGACCAGGUCCAAAGCCCAGACUCCACAUGCCGGACCCUUUUCGGACUCGAAGUGUAUAAAAGAAUUUUACCCUGUACAGAGAGUGUGACGUCAUCCAGACUAUUGGCCACUACCCAAAAUCAGUCGAAAGCAGUAUUUUGAUAUCUAGCCAGGCUUCCCAUCAAAUUACUUGUGUGUCUGAACCGAAGGAGUGAGCGGAGCCGGAAAACCGAGCGGAAAAACCAUAGGAAAAGUCAAAUUAUGUAUAAUUAUCGGGGGCAAGUUAGGAAAAAAAGAAGUAACGUUUUUAUGUACAUUUUUUCGUUAAUAAUAUAAAAUGAGAAUAAAGUAAAUGUCAUAAAGUA